AUGAGCUGGCUUGCAAGGACCAAAAAAUCAAUUCUUAUUAUUUUCAGCUCUUUGCUAUUUACAAGUUUCUUCUGAGUUUUUAUUGUCUACUUGGAAGAUAACAACUGAGAAAAUCACGAAAAUACAAUAAUUUUAAAAGACGAACCAGAAGAAAGAAAAAAAGCAGAAAAUGAUAGUUUCAGUCUUACUUUCAAAGAAUUUUUUGAUAAAAGUAAUCAGAAUGAGUCUCUACCUUAUGAUUUUAGCACUAUUAAGUCUCAAAAAUUAUCCGAAGAGAUAAUUUUUUACGAUGAAGAUAUAAAAUCUAAACCUCAACACCAAGGGUAUACUAGUGAACAAAGUGAGAUUAAAUUUAAGUACAAGAACCGAUCUUUAAGCUGCCCAUCAGAAGUGAGGAAAAUCUUUUCGUUAGAGAACAAUAAAUUGACUAUGAACUGCUUUGACUCUGAAACUCCUCAAUACAUAUUAGGAAUUUCUCCUGAUGAAGAAAUAAUUGGAAGUGUCAAAUUUCCAACAAAUUGAAGAGUUUAUACAUCUCCAUUAGAUAUAGGAAACACUGAAUUUGGUUUUACAAAAUGCAGCAACUUAGAGAAACAAGCCUGGCUUCAUAAUAUUUUUUCUGAAAAAAUUUCGGAAAAAUCCUUAAAUAAAGUAAUUGAAAUUGCAAAAGAGAGCAGAUUGUCUAAAAAGCUAAGGCCUCAGACUGUGCUAGUUUUACUUGUAGACGCUGUGUCCAGGCAGCAUUUUUAUCGGUCGAUGAAACGCACGGUUUCUUUUAUGAAUGAAAAUAUAGUAAAUGGAAAAUUUUCGCAAAAUCACACAGUUUAUGAUUUUGCUAAUGGGAAUGCACAUGGGACAAAGACCUUGACUAAUCUAAUUCCUAUGCUUUUUGGGCGCUCUUAUCUUGACCACCUUUCAGCAAUAAAUAAGCUUUCUUUAAAAAACAAUGGAGACGAAGCUAAAUUUAAGAAAGUUCAAGAAGAAAUUAUAUGAAAACAUUAUGAAAAGUAUGGGUUUGUUACUAUGCUUGGGUGGGAAACGAAAAUGGAUUACUUGGCUGAAAUGAUUGGAAGGAAAAUUUUAUGUGACCAUGUAGCUGCAAGUUUUUGACGUGGUGCAGCUUCAAUAGAAGGGUUUAAUGACUUCAGUGACAAGCAAAGAUGCAUCGGCCAUCUCCAUUCCCAUGAAUAUCUAUUAAACUAUACAGAAGAAUUCAUCAAAAAUUAUAAAGGACAUAACAAAUUCGGAUAUCUACACUUUUUGUCAGGACAUGAGCCGACUGGCUCAGUUAUACAAACUUUGGACUCUCAUUUAGCAACAUUUUUAGAAGAAGUUUUGACGUUUUAUGAUAAAAAUGAUGAAGAUUUAGCGAUUUUUCUAGCUUCAGAUCAUGGCCUACAUAUGGGGCCUUGGGAUCGAUAUGAAGCAGGAACAGUGGAAAUUGUAACUCCUUUUUCUUUUCUUAUUACUAGCAAAAAAUUACUAUUAAAACUUGGCCCUGACACUCAUGAUAUACUACUCCAUAAUACGCAAAGGCUAACAGGAAAAUAUGAUAUUUAUCUCACUUUAAAACAUUUAGCUUUAGCUCCAUAUGGAAAUAUAGCAAAUCAAUACCAAGAAUGAAAAAGUGGCAUUAAUAUAAAUUCGGCAGUUUCUUUAUUUUUUGAAAGAAUUCCAAAUAAUAGAACCUGUGAAAACAUAGGGAUUCCUUUACAUUUUUGCAAAUCUUUGAAAUACCAAACCAUUGAUUUGCAAAAGAUUCAUAAACUGGCAGACCAUAUUGCAAAAGAAUCUGUUAUUACGAUAAACAAAAAAAUUGCAAAAGAUAGAGCUAAGGAGCUCUGCUAUGAUUUAUCCUUUAAAAAAGUCCUUGAUAUUAAAGAAGAGACAAAAGAAAGUCAAAAUUAUUCUGGAAAAGUUUACAAAGUUACAUUUACAAUAAACGAAAGUGAAAUAACCAUUUUCAACACAAUUGCUUAUGUAGGGAAUUCGGAUAAAUACUUAAAAGAAAAUACAGAAAAAGAGGCCUACCCACAAUCAGAAUAUGAAAAUUUACAAGUACAAAUAAAAAAAAUAAUGAGAGUUGAUGAAAAUGACGAUUAUUGCAUAGAAUUAGCCAGUGUUAUUUUUACGAAAGGGCACUUUUGUAUAUGCAAAUACCCAAAAGAUUUUGACAUAAAUGCAAAUUUGCCAGCCAAAAUAAGAUCAUCACUUGAUAAAUUGAAGAAAACUCUGUCAAUAAUUAUCGGAAAUUCAGGCCAAAAUUGUACACAGGUUUGCGAAGAGAAUAAGAAGAAAUGUGAGAAAUGAGGGUUUUGGAUUGUAAAUGAAAAAGAGAUAUUGAAUGAGCCUUGAAGAGCGCAAUCAACUUACCAAGUUUUAAAAGAUAGAAGGCAUGUUGAUUUUAAGAAUCUUCAUGUAAAUGAUGUAGAGAAAGGAGAGCUUCCUGGGCUUAUAAAUGACCAAAAUAUUUAUAAGUUUGUGAGGAAUGAUUCAGGAAACUUUAGUUGUGGUACGUAUAGCGAUAAAAUCAUGCCUAUAUGCCCAUGCACGCUUCAUUCGUUUGAAUAUUAA
Molecule: messenger RNA, 2574 nt
Organism: Blepharisma stoltei
Lineage: Eukaryota; Ciliophora; Heterotrichea; Heterotrichida; Blepharismidae
Source: the annotation of a GenBank genome assembly